Messenger RNA from Musa acuminata AAA Group (dessert banana), 975 nucleotides. RefSeq names its product NDR1/HIN1-like protein 6. Gene Ontology annotation, cellular component: plasma membrane. Lineage: Eukaryota; Viridiplantae; Streptophyta; Magnoliopsida; Zingiberales; Musaceae. The coding region runs from base 109 to 831 and encodes 240 amino acids. The record is from RefSeq and is a predicted model, not a curated record. The transcript is spliced from 2 exons.
AAUUCUUUUCGGUUCCUCAUCGAGUGUCGUCUAUCUACCGGAGAACAACGAGGAGAGAUCAUCUUAUCGAAGAUAAAGAGUGGUAGCCAAACACAUCAAGGCUGAGACAUGGCGGAGCAACUUAGAAUCCAUACGGUGGACAUGCAUAUUUCUCCCUCCAGCUUCACAGUAUCGGAGAAGAGCGGCGCGUCGGUGUCGCCGUCGACUCCUGGAGGUACCGCCCGUCUGAGACCGCCGAAGAGGAGGAGCCGCUGCAGCAGGUGUCUGUGCUGGACUCUUCUCGCAGUCAUCAUCCUCAUCGUGCUGAUCGCCGCCGCCGCCGGUGUCGCGUACGUCGUGUUCCGCCUAAGGUUGCCCAAGUACUCGGUGGACCACCUCAGGGUCUCCAGAUUCGGUGUCAACGACGACGAUAUAACCGUCGGUGCCGUGUUCGACGUGGCGGUGACGGCAACAAACCCGAACAGGAAGAUCGGGAUAUACUACGAGGAGGGGAGUGAACUGAGCUUGUGGUACGCCGACGAGAGGCUCUGCACCGGGAGCUUUCCGGUGUUCUACCAGGGCCACAGGAACACGACGGUGCUGCAUGUUUUCCUCACCGGAGGAACACAAGUAGGGAGCGAGUUGCUCGCGGAACUGCAGCAGCAGCAACUGGAAGGGGUAUUACCAUUAACCUUCCGAGGCGACGUGCCGGUGAGGGUGAAGCUUGACAAGCUGACGCUGUGGAAGGUGACGUUCAACGUGAGAUGCAGUGUGGUGGUGGAUAGUUUGACUACCAGCGACGACAUCAGCGUUCGAUCCAGCAGCUGCAGAUUUAGGUUGAAGCUAUGGUAAUGUUUCCGAGUUAUACUCUCUCUUUUUUGCUCAUCAUAUAAAAUAAACAGCUUCAUGCUUGAAGCUCUCAUUACGUAUUUGAAACUUUUUACGAGAUCUAUAUAGCAUAUUAUUUUGAUUAUUUAACUGUAAGAAGCUUGUUUC